UUCUGAAUGCCAUCCUCUGAUACGAUUCACUUGUAUUUUCUAGAUAUAAGUGCACACAGAACCAUAGGACAGCAGGGUCAAGUUGUAUCGCUGCUGCAAAAAUCGAUCAUCCCUCGGACCCUGAAUUCGGCUAUUGGUUUUCUUCAUUCUCGGCAGAAAUAGUCACUUUAUCUAUUAAUGGAUUCUGUGCUACCUAGCCUGGCGGAAUCAUAUCGAUCAUCAUGGUUGCACCUUCUUUUAGAAACAAGAUGUCCUCCGCAUACCCGCCGCGAGCCGCAGGUGAGACGUCGCCACAGCUCAGAGACUGUGAUUGGCCGGAAUGGGUUUAAUGAUGGAAGCCGUUGUCUUGUCGACAUUUUUGAGACACGGAUUUGCGAGCUUUCUGCCUCCUCAUUUUGGAAAGCUUCGGGAUCCAGAGCAGCCGCCUCGCCGCCGCCUCAGAAACCAUGUCUCCAAAGCAACUACAGGCGCGGAUAGCCUAGGCAAGCGGCUUAGCAAGGCCGGAACAUAGGGCCACUGUCAGCGCCCGAGAGGAUGGCGCAGCUUGGUCAAAUUUCAUUCCAUCGAUUAAGCCACGUGCAUUAUUUUGGCCGUCGUGGGUGCUGAGAAUGCAAUGGCCCGUACAAGUUGACCUAGGCCAGCGAGGCUUGACACACAGAAUUAAGCGAGGGCAGCAAUUGGCAUACGCCUACAUGGACGACAGCCGUCUUGUCCAGUAUAAAACGCAUAUUAACACUUCAUCGCCUGACCGGUAUCGGACGGCCUAGAAUGCAGCUUGGUCUGCAUAAGCUGCAGAUGUUGCGGCUCAAGAAGGUAUAAGCUGCAGAACGAGUGACUAGGAUGUCGCUGUCAAUAACGUAAUGGUGGAAAGUGGCGUAUUUCAGGACGGGAUGUGGUCGGCCCAGAGCCUUGAUCUGCGCAAGGCUGGGAAAAUUGCCAUUCUUGGCCUUGGUCGACCGACAUAGAAUUGCCUCGGAUGAAACUACGAGCAAAACACUACCAGACAAAGACUACUUACUUUGUACCGUUAGUACUGCAGCAGAGGGGGACACAUUGCGACCAUAUUGUAUCUCCCAUCACCUGUUCCCCACGCGGCGCCCCGAAUCGAGCGCUAACAACAACAAUGACUUGCGCCCUGAAGCUAGCUAGGGUAUUAUACUGGGGGUCCCUUCCCCAAAUCGGCAGGUCGCUUUGCACAUCAGCCUUGCUAGUCCCCUUUUCCCCUCAAACUCUGAGCAGAAUAUACCACCCGCUCCCCCCACCGGAACUUGGCCAUGACAAGGGACUCCGCACUACUACCCCAUGCUUCCCAUGUGUAAUUUUGCCUGGAGCUACGGGAGAAGUUCUGCGCCAUGUCCAUGUUGGGCAGGUGGGCAAGUUUCUGUUACGUUGAGGGCCUUGGCCGGUGGGAGAAAUAAAGGUGCUGCGCUGCCUCUGGUAGACAGAUUCUGAGAUGGAAGAGACUCAAGGAUACUAACCAAAGGAGAUCAACUAUGGUUCGCUGUGGCUCUCUUUUUUCGCUGCUUGCCGCUGCCAGUGUCGCCACUGUUGCGUCCGCUACUAGUCAAGUGGUACCUGGCGCCUUUCUUUUAGAGCUUGAAGAUGGCCAUGACGCCACGGCUCUGAAGCAGGCAAUCAAGGAUGACGGUGACGUCCGUGUCGAGCUGGACUACAAACUCUUCAAAGGCGCAUCUGUUCAAUUCAACGAUCUGAAGAGUGCUCCUGAAGCUGCCGACAAAAUCGCGAGCUUGCCCAGCGUGAAGAGCGUAUGGCCGGUGAGAGUGUACGGACUUCCUGUCAUUGAAGGUCAACAGGCUGGCAAGUCUUCUCCAGUAAAUCUAGGGGGGCUCAGUGCCCGUGAUGACAAGGACACAUAUUCCACCCAUGUGCAAACACAAAUCGACAAGAUGCACAACAUGGGCAUCAAGGGAACCAAAGACACCAAGGUUGCCAUUCUUGAUACCGGAAUCGAUUACAAGCACCCUGCCCUGGGAGGCUGCUUCGGCCCUGGCUGCCUCGUUGGAUUUGGCACUGAUUUAGUCGGCGACGAUUACACCGGCUUCAACACUCCCCAACCUGACGCCGACCCAAUGGACUGCGGCGGCCACGGCUCCCAUGUCGCUGGUAUCAUUGCUGCCCAGCCUAACGAAUAUGGCGUCCUUGGCGCUGCUCCCAACGUAACAAUGGGAAUCUACCGUGUUUUUGGAUGUUCUGGUCUCGUCAGCAACGAUGUGCUACUGUCUGCUAUGAACAAAGCUUUUGAGGACGGUGCAACCAUUAUUAGCGCCUCUAUUGUCGUUGCAAAUGGCUGGUCCGAGGAUCCCCUCGCUGUUGUUGCUAGCCGCAUCUCCGAGGCCGGUGUUCCCGUUCUCUACUCUCAAGGAAACGACGGUGACCACGGCUUGUUUUACAACAGCAACUCUGCUGAUGGCAAGUCUGUUAUUGCGGUUGCUGCCUUUGACAACAGCCUCUACCCUGGCUUCGAGUUCGAAUCAAAGUACGCUAUUGACGGUGGAGACAAGCAGCCCUUCCGCUUCGUCUUUGGUCUUGAAAAUGCUUGGGAUCUCACGCUUCCUCUCUGGGCUACGUCUUUGGAUUCAACAAUUGCAAAUGACGCCUGCAACCCUCUCCCGGAUAAUACUCCCGAUCUCAGCAACAACAUUGUCUUAGUCCGCCGUGGAGGGUGUCUGUUUGUCGACAAAUUCACGAACUUGGCCAAGAAGGGUGCCAGAUACGUUUUGUUCUACCAGAAUGCCGAAGCUCCCAUCUUUGCCCCGACGUUUGCGCCAGAGCCAACACAGCUCAAGGCUGCAGGCAUGAUUCCUGCUGCGGCUGGUGUUACUCUUGUCAGUGCCCUGAAGAGCGGCAAGAAGGUUACCAUGUACAUGGAGGGCCCUGCGACGGCCAAGUCAUACACUUACAGCACCCCCAACAACAUCACUGCCGGAGCUUUGAGCAGCUUCACAUCUUGGGGACCCAACUGGGAAAUGGAUAUGAAGCCUCAGUAUGGCGCUAUUGGCGGCAAUGUCCUCUCCACCAUCCCGCGAAGCCAGGGAAGCUACGGUGUCAAGUCCGGAACUUCCAUGUCCUGCCCUCAGGCUGCUGGUAUGCUCGCCCUUCUGCGACAGGUCCGUGGCCCAAUGGAUAUCGAGUCCAUCAACAACCUUUUUGCUGCCACCUCAAAGCCGCAGCUCUUCAAUGACAACACCAAAUUCUAUGACAAGCUAGCUUCGGUUGCCCAGCAGGGUGCUGGCCUGAUGCAAAUAUACGAUGCUGCGUUCACCAAGACGCUCUUGCAGCCAUCUGGUCUUGUAUUCAACGACACAAAGCACUACACUCCCUCGCUGAACUUCACCAUCAGCAACACUGGUGACUCUAGUGUGUCUUACAAGAUUGGAAAUGUCCCUGCCAUGACAUUCUACACCCUUGGAGCCGAUGGCGUCAGCCCUAUGAUGUUCCCUAACGAUGCUGUUAACUCAUAUGCCUCUGUCAAAUUCAGCCAAGACUCUUUGACGUUGGAGGCCGGCCACCGUGCUGUUCUUUCCGUCUCUGCAACGCCCCCUGUCGGCAUUGAUCUGAAGCGCCUGGCUCUCUGGUCAGGAUUUGUCACCGUCAAUGGAACUGACGGUAGUGCCUUGUCCAUCCCAUACCAAGGCUUGUCUGGAUCGUUGCAGGAACAUGCGGUUAUUCUUAGCGGACAGAGUUGGAUUUCAAACUCGACGGACGCCAAGUUCAACCCAGUUGCUGAAAACACAACUUUUAUCCUACCUCCUCCUGGUACUGCCGACGCCAAUGCCGUCCUUCCUCAGAUAACCUUCAACCUCAACUUGGGUUCUCCUUAUCUCCGUGUUGACCUGACCCCCAUGACUACCUGCCCACCGAAGAACCUCACCACUCAAUACAAGGACAUCAAGACUAUUGGCCAGCCAUUUGGAACCCCUUACAGCUACCUUCCCCGUGGCAUCUCGUCUGUCGUUUGGGACGGCAAGCUCAAGGACAACGGUGCCUACGCUCCCGCUGGAAAGUACAAGGCUGCCAUUAGAGCCUUGCGAAUCUUUGGCAACCCUGAUAAUGAUGCUGACUGGGAUGUUGUUUCUACUCCUCGUUUCGUUAUCAAGUACAAGAAAUGAGCAAUUUCUCUCCUAGAUGGGCCAUAGUGAUAUUCAGAACAUUCAUGUUAAAUUAUCCUUCUUUUCUUGCCAAUAUUAAUAUACUUUUGAUUUUUUAUCACUAUAGUAAGUAAACAAAACUUAUUUUUGUUAAUCUUUCAAGUAUUCUUUAAUAUAUAUUUUAAAAUUAC
[Torrubiella] hemipterigena is the source of this 4300-nucleotide messenger RNA. NCBI's taxonomy places the organism in Eukaryota, Fungi, Ascomycota, Sordariomycetes, Hypocreales, Clavicipitaceae. The record is from the annotation of a GenBank genome assembly.